CUCAUGAAAGGCAAAAGGGAGCGAGCCGGAGAGUGGGUUGAAGAAUGGCUCACUAUAAGGAUGUCUCUGUCAGGAAGACUUCUUUAAAUCUGGUGACUGGAUUUUUUCAGUAUCUACGUGAUGAGCAAGAGGCAGUUCAGAAGAGAACCUUCACAAAAUGGAUCAAUUCACAUUUAGCAAAGUAUAAAACACCACUAGAGGUUAAUGACCUUUUUGAGGACAUCAAAGAUGGGGUGAAGCUCUUGGCUUUGUUGGAGGUGCUGUCUGGACAAAGACUACCCUGUGAGCAAGGCCGCCAGCUGAAGAGGAUCCAUUGGGUUUCCAACAUCGGCACUGCGCUCAAAUUCCUUGAAGGCAGGAAGAUCAAGCUAGUUAACAUUCAUGCCACUGACAUCGCAGAUGGACGACCAUCAAUUGUCCUUGGGUUGAUAUGGACCAUUAUCCUCUACUUCCAGAUUGAGGAGUUAACCAGCAACCUGCCAGCCCUCCAGGCCCUGUCCAACAGCAACUCUUCUGUGGAGAGUAUAACCAGCUCUGAAACAGGAAGCCCUCCCAUGAAGAGAAAGGUGGUUAACAAAUUUCAGGGCAAUGCCAAGAAGGCCCUGCUCAGAUGGGUGCAGUGCACAGCAGCCAAGUUUCAUGGAAUUGAAGUGAAGGACUUUGGUCCCAGCUGGCGCGAUGGUGUCGCGUUCCAGUCAGUGGUGCAUGCCAUCAGGCCAGACCUGGUGGACAUGGACGUGGUGCGGAGGAGGAGCAACAGGGAGAAUCUGGAGGAAGCCUUUGCACUUGCAGAAAAUGAGCUGGGUAUUCCCCGUCUGCUGGAUCCAGAAGAUGUGGAUGUAGACAAGCCAGAUGAGAAAUCCAUCAUGACAUAUGUGGCUCAGUUCCUCAAGCACUACCCAAACCCCCACCACUCUGAGACUGAUGGACAGCAGGAUGAGAGAGAGGAGCGGAAGAUGCUGAGAGAGCUGAAGGUGUUUUUAGAUCAGCUGGAGAGAGAUGUGCUGCGGGCUCAGGGAGCAGAGGGAAACCUCACUGACAAAUAUCAGGCAUUUAAGAGCUUCCGUGUACAGUAUGAAAUGAAGAAAAAGCAGACAGAUCCGCUGCUUCAGCCAGUGCACCGAGACGGCAAGCUGUCCGUGGACCAGGCUCUGGUCAAACAGGCGUGGGACCGUGUGUCUGCCAGGCUGCUAGACUGGCACAUCCAUCUGGACAAGUCCCUGCCUGGUCCUCUGGGAGUGAUUGGAGCCUGGCUUCACAGGGCCGAGAUGGCUCUGAGAGAGGACAUUCCCAUUCAGCAUGCUCAUGAAGAGACAGCCAAUGUUCUUCACAGAAAACUAGAGCAGCAUAAGGAGGUAUUAAAAAACUUGGAAUCGCACAGGCAAACCUUCCAUCAGAUCCACAGGGACAGAUCAGUGAAUGGGGUACCUGUCCCACCUGAGCAACUCCAAGAUAUGGCUGAACGGUUCAAUUUUGUGUCUAUAUCAUCACAUGCUCACUUGAUUAAACUGGAAUUCUGGGAAAUGAAAUAUCGACUGAUGGCAUUUCUUAUGUUGGCUGAGUCAAAGCUCAAGUCCUGGAUCAUUAAAUAUGGCAGACGGGACUCUGUUGAGCUACUGCUGCAAACCUACCUUACUUUUGUUGAAGGCCACAGGUUCUUUGAGCAGUAUGAGAUAAUCUUCAAAGCCCUCAAGCAAGCUGCAGAGGUUUAUGUAAAGUCUGACAGUUCAAUUGAUGAAGCAGAAGGGGUAAGUAAAUUCCUCAGUGAUGCCACGGCUCAGUGGAAGAACCUGGCUUUGGAGGUGCGGAGCGUUCGCAGCAUGCUGGAGGAGGUGAUCUCUAACUGGGAGAAGUACAGUAGCACAGUGGCAGCUCUGCAGGCCUGGCUAGAGGACGCUGAGCAGAUGCUCAAUCAGUCGGAGAAUGCCAAACGUGAUUUCUUUAGAAACCUCUCUCACUGGAUGCAGCAGCACAUGGACAUGAACGAUGCUGGGAACUUCCUCAUUGAGACCUGCGAUGAAACAGUCUCACGAGAUCUGAAGCAGCAGCUUCUCCUUCUGAACGGGAGAUGGAGAGAGCUGUUUGUCAAAGUCAAACAUUAUGCAAGAGCAGAUGAGGUUGAUAAGUUGAGGCAAGACUAUCAAGAUGGGAUUAAUACCUUGAAAAUGUUCAUGGAUGCAACUAAUGAGAAGAUGACUGCUCCUGUCCAAGUAUCUUUCCUGAAUGUCAGAGCUUUUUCUCAAGAUGUUGAGGAAAUCAAGCACAAAGUGCCAGCUAUGGAAGCCGCCUGCAAGGCAGCGAGCCGCACCGCUCAGCUGUUGACCAAAGACACUCCACAGGAGGAGGUUUCACAGAUGAUGGCUGUGAUGGCCUCAAUCAAAGAGCAGCUGAGCAAGGUAAGGGAGAGAUGUUUGCCUCUGCUGAGGGAGUCCCAGUCUCUAUUACCUCCACUAGAAGAAAUGGAGAAGAACAUCACAGGCUUCUACCAGGCUCUGGAGAAAGCCAGUCAUAUCACCAGCACCACAGAUUCUGAGGGACCGGUGGACUUUAAACAGAAAUGCCAGGAGCUGGCGACCUUCACACACAGCUGUAAGAAGUGUUUGACAGUGAUAGAGAGAAACCACCAGACCAUCCAGAAAAUAAUGAACAGCAGUAAAACCCUCCAGCACAUGGACAUGAGCCUUCUGCAGAAAAGAGUAGCGGACCUGCAGUCUUCCUCACAGGCCAUGAUUAAGGAAUCUACAGAAUGGCGGAAGCAUGUGGAGGCAAACAGCAGCCUCAUGAAGAGGUUUGAUGAGUCACGGGUAGAGCUGGAGAAAGUUCUUAAAAUGGCACAGACCUGUUUGACAGAAAGAGGAAACCCAGAGGAGCUGCUCAAGAAACACACAGAGUUCUUUGGUCAGCUGGACCAGCGGGUCUUAAAUGCAUUCCUCAAGGCUUGUGAUGAGCUGACGGACAUUUUGCCAGAGCAGGAGCAGCAGUCGCUACAGGAAACAGUCAGGAAGCUGCACAAACACUGGAAGGAUAUUCAGACAGACGCCCCCUUUCACCUCCUGCAUCUUAAAGUGGAGGUGGAGAGGAGCAAGCUGAUCGUGUUGCUGCAGGAGUGCCAGGCGGAGGUGACCAGGGAGAACCGCCACCUGGCUAGCAUGGGGAGCGAGAGGCUCAUCAAGGAGCACAGGGCCUUCUUUAGAGAAAAGGGCCCUCAGUCCAUCUGUGAGAAAAGGCUGCAGCUGAUGGAGGAACUUUGUCAAAAGCUCCCUGAGGGUGACCCUGUCCACCAGACCCUGGACUCAGCUAGAAAAGACUUCUCUGAGGUCCAAGAGGAAAUCGAGAGCACUCACCAGAAGCUAAUGCAGCACCAAGAUAAAUGGAAGGAGUACAACACAAGAUACGCUGAACUCUCCUGCUGGCUUAUAUCUAAAGAAAGCCAACUGAGGCUGCUGAGAAACCGAGCAAAUGACCCCAGAAAAUAUGGUCAGGUGAAGACUACCAUCACGGAGCUGAGGAAUGAUGCAGAGCUACAGGAGGGGAAUCUUGGCUGGCUGAAAGCCCGUAUGGCCGUACUUAUUGAAAUCUGUGCUGACAGCGAUGCCCAGAGGCAAGGAAGUGCACUGAGCAAGCUCUCUACUGAUUUCAAGGGUCUCCUUGCUUCUCUUGUAGAGGCUGAGAAGAUGGUGCUGGCUGUGGGGGACUGUGUUCAGUUCAGGGAAGAGGUACAAACCACUUUGGAUGAUCUUGUACAGGGACAGAAAGAGGCUCAGGCUGAGGUCACCAAAAUACUGGACUGUCCAACUGUUAGAGAAGCCCAACAGUUCCUUCUCAUUCACCAGCAACUGUCAAAACGCCUAAAGCUGAAGAGAAAGGAUGUCCAACAGCUGAUCACCAGAGGCCAGCAGCUCCAGGCCGAGGAAGGUUUGGGAGAAACGCUGCAGCAGGACCUGCAGAGUUUAGAAAACACACUCAGCAAAAUGGAGCAGAAUAUGGAUUCACAGGAGCAAAGCCUUGAGGUCACACUAGCAGCCUGGCAGGAGUUUGACAGCCAGCAGGAGGCAGUGCAUGAGUUUGUUAAUAAAGCGCGCUCAACAAUGGAGAGAGACCUGAACUUCAGCAGCCCAGAGAGCCUGUCUGUUGAACUUGACCAGGCCAGAGUGUUGUUAAAGCAGUGUGAAGCAGAGGCCUCACAUAUGAACACUUUGCUGAAGAGAGCGACAGAAAUCCAGCUUAGUCCGAAGAACAAGACGCUGCUUUUACAACAAGCUCGUUCCCUCAGUGAGCAAGUGGACAAAGUAGAGGCUGGGCUCAAAAAAGAUGUCAAAACUCUGGAAGAAAUGAAAACUCAGUGGGAUCAAUUUGGAGCUGAGUUUGAAAGCUUUUCUUUGUGGAUAUCGGACAAAGAAAAGCAGUUGGAAGUGCUGAAGUCCUCUACUUUGCCUCUUGAGCAACAGAUCAACACAGUAAAGGUUGUUGGUGCAGAGCUUCGAGAGCAAGCUGAGGUUCCUUCUCAGCUCGAGGCAGAGUCCCAGGCACUAGCCCAGUUUGUAUCUUCAGGGGAGGCAGCUCGCAUCAAGGCCCGUCUGACCCAAAUCGGCAGGUACUGGGAGGAGCUGAAGGAGAGCGUACAGCAGUUUGAUGGACAGCUGGAGGAAAGCUCCUCUCAACAGCAGAAGUUCAAAAUUAGCCUUGAGGAGGUGCAAGCAUCUGUGAGUGAGCUACACACAAAACUGAAGCAUCCUAUUAAAUCCUGCACCUCCUCAUCAGAGACCUACAAAGCUCUUCAAAACCACAUGGAUGUCUGUCAGCAUCUGGAAAAGCUGAAGGGAACCUUGCUCUCUCUGUCAGCUGGUGCCCGAAGACUCAGUGACAAAGAGCAAGCAGAGAGGACUGUGACAGAGCUAAACUCCAGCUAUGACCAAAGCAUUCAGGAGGCAAAGGACAAACAGAGCUCUCUGGAAAACCUGCUUUCUCUUUGGCAAAAGUAUGAGAAACAGCGUUCAAACUUUGUUUCCUGCUUGGAGAGGAGUGAAUCUGUUUCCAAACCGGAGAGUCAGUGUCUAUCAGCUGAUAAAGCCAAGCUCCGCACAGAGAUACAAGAUUUGCAGGCCUUACAUUCUGAGGUCCAGUCCCUCGAGCCUGCUCAUGCUGAACUAGCAUCUUUGGGGACGUCCUUGUGUCCGACUGCACCAGAAGAGAGGGUGAGGCAGCUGAAAGAGGAGCUGGAGACCCUGCAGAGAAGAUUGAAUGUUCAAAAUGAAGUCAUCCCUCAAAGAAUCAAAGAACUUCAGAGCCACCUCUCGCUGGUGGAGCAAUUUGACCAGGCCUUGCUCAAAUUCUCCCAGUGGAGUGAGACCAUGCUCUCAAGUCUGCACUCAGCUUCUCAAAUCAACAUAAGCAACCUGCAGUCUGCCACUAUACAAGUAAAGGAGACGCAGGUGGCCUUACAGAAGCAGUCCAGUGUGAGACAGAGCUUGGAGCAGCAGACUGAGAAACUCUGUCAGUUCUGUGAGCCUAGUGAUGCACAGCUCUUCCGCAGCAGAGCAGACAGCUGUCUGCAGCCUUACCUGGAGGCUCAGCACAUAGCUGAGCUCCAGUUAGAGUGCCUUGAAAGGCUUGAGUCUUUUCUGCAGACACACAGUGUGGCUGCAGGGGUGUUGCGGGGCCUUAAGCAAACUGUAGAGAGUGCUGGGAGCUGGGACCGUGGAAAAGUAGAGGAGCUGCAGCAGGAGCUGGCCACUAUUGUCCCAGACAUCAGUCAGCUCGAGACUCUAGCCAUCAAUCUGGACAGCAGUCUCUGCAAAAGCCAUCUCCACAUUGGUGCUGAUGAGGGUUCUCGUAAAUCCUGCCGCAUGCUGGCUGAUUCACUCAGUGCUGAGUUGGAUGCAGUAAGGAACUUGCUUGGUACUAAGCAGAGUGAAGCAGAGGCCCUGGGUGCUCUAUGGACCUCAUUUAGACAACGGAAAGAACAGCUGCUCAAAGCUGUGGAGGACAUUGAAGAAAAAGCCGACCACCAGAGCUUCAAAGAGCCCAGCCUGCAUGCGCUACAACAGAGGCUAAGGUUCUUUAAUCAGAUGGAGGAUGAGCUACAGUCACACCAGCAUGAGGAGCAGUGGCUGAGGGACAAGGGGAACCAGCUGGCCCAGAGAGAUGCAGAGUUAGCUGGGGAGGUACUGAGGGAAAUCAGUCUGCUGGAGACCACAUGGGAGGACACCAAGAGGCUCAUCACAGAGAGACAGGAGCAGUGCAAUGUCCUUGUUGAGCUUAUGAGAGAAUACCAAAUCCUGAAAACCAUCAUCAGCAGUGUUACUGAGAGCACCGAACCUCUGGUUGAGAUAACCUCUGUUUUGAAGGACCAUGAGGAAACCAGGAGGUCGCUAACCAAGCAUGAAGCAAUGAAGGUAGAGAUGGCUAGCAAGCAACAUGAACUGGACCAGUUUUCCAGUAAAGGAAAACAACUGGUGAUUGAACUGAAGAAGAUCCCUGAUUGUGAUGCUCAAAUGAUGAAAAAAGAUAUGGAGACACUUGUUGAUCAGUGGCUGGAUGUGUCUGAGAAGAUAGAUGAUAACAUUGAUCGUCUGAACCAGAGUUUGGCACUGUGGGAAGAUGUGCGUAAAAUCAACGAGGACAUUGAGAGCUGGACAAGCAGCUGUGUGAUUGAACUAAAUGAGAGCCUGGGCAACUUCAAUGACAGUCAGAAAGUGUCGGGAAGGCUCUCCAUGUUACAGGAGGAAAUGGGUGAGAAGGAGCAGAAACUUGAAACCCUGCAGAGCAAAGUAUCAGAGCUGAAGAGGUUCAGCCAAAGUCAAGAAACCCCUGCUAAAUUACAGGUGCUGGAGAAUGACCUUCGUAAAAAGAUCAGCACUGUUCAGAAGCUACAUGAGCAGGCCAGGGGAAACCUCAUGGACUUCAGUUUCCAAAGGAAACAGCUGGAAGACUACAUCUCACAGAUGUCUGCAUGGCUGAAAAGUAUGGAGGAUUCCCUUGUUUCUUCUCCUACUGGAUCGGAUCCUGAGGACAUCUGCAAAGUGAAGGACCUCCAGAAGGAGCUGCAAAAUCAGCAGGGGAGUAUUGACUCCACCAGGGAGAGCCUCAACACCCUGUGUAGAAAAUACCCCUCUGAGGAGCUGGCUGGUUUGGGAUCAACUCUCACCGACCUCAUCAAGACUUAUGAAUCUGUGAACCAGCUCUCUGCCAGGACGCUGGUGUCACUGCAGAACUGUCUUCAGCAGCAAUUUAAUGAUUUAGUUCAGGAGUUCCAUCGUUGGCUUUCAGAACAGAGGGAGAUAGUGAAAGAAUGCUCGGACCGAUCCGGAGACACUCAAAUUGUGGAGCGAAAACUACAGAAACUAAAGGGCGCCAUGGAUCGUGUGGAGGAGGGUGAGGUACGACUUACUCAGGUCUGUGAGGAAGGAGAGAAGCUCCUACUCCAUCUUCCCAAAGCCAGCGCUGGGCAAGUCCAACAGCACUUGUCCUCCAUCCAGCAGGACUGGGACAGUUUUGUAGAACAGUGCAGACAAAACCAACAGAUCCUGGAAGACAGCGCAUCUCUAAUGAAGGGGUUUGAGGGUCGCCUUAAGAAGCUGAGGUGGUGGUUGGAGCACAUGGAAAAGAGGAUGACCACAGAUCUACUUGAAGCCAAGCAACGUGGUCCUGAAAAGGCUGUGCUUGAGCAAGCUGAGGAAUAUCAGCAGGAAGUGCUCAAAGAAAGGGAUUCAUUUGAACGCUUAUGUCAGGAGGGCCAGGCACUGAAUGAAGGUGGGCGAGGCGAUGGUAGUGAGACAAGAGUAUCAGCUCAGCUGCAGUCACAGCACCAGGCCUUGCUGAGGCGUGUGAGAGAGAGGCUGCGCAGCUGCCAGCUCACUUUGCAAGAGCAACAGGCCUUUGAAGAGACACUGCAGACUACCUGGACCUGGCUUAACGGAGUCCAGGAGCGCCUGGCAUCACUCAACAGCACAGUUGGCAAUAAAGAGACUCUGGAGAAAAGACUAGGUCUUGUACAGGAUAUCCUGCUAAUGAAGGGUGAAGGUGAGGUGAAGCUCAACAUGACUGUGGGAAAAGGAGAACAGGUCCUGAAGCACAACAGAAUGGAGGGGCAAGAGGUCAUUUGUUCACAGCUACAGAGCCUGAAGGAUGCCUGGGCUAAUAUGUUGAUGACUUCCAUGAGUUGCCACAGUCGUCUGGAGUGGACAGUGGCCCAGUGGACCAGCUUUCAGGAAAGUAAAAGCCAACUGCAGCAGUGGAUGGAGUCAGUGGAGCAGGAGUUGGGGAUGACUCUGCCUCAGCAGCCAGGCCUCAAAGAGAAGUCCGCUUUGCUUGAGCGCCUCAGGGCCAUCCAGGCUGAUGUGGACGCUCAUGCAGCAGCACUGUCACGCCUAACAGACAAAGCAGUGGAGAUGCACGAAAAAACUGGCGACCAGACCUUUGGACCAGAGUCAAGGGCGGAGCUGAAUGCUCACUUUGCUGAUAUCUCAGCUGUCGUCAAGGGUAAAGUGCAGUCCAUGCAAAAUAUCGUGUCUGAGCAUGAGCAGUAUCUCGAUGCUCUUAGAGACUUCAAUGAUUGGCUGAUUUCAGCAAAAGAGGAACUUCAGCGCUGGUCAGACCUCUCAGGAGACUCAGUCUCUAUUAAAAGAAAGCUCUCCAAGGUGCAGGAGUUGCUUGACUCUAAGCAGCGAGGUAGAGAGAGGCUGAACCGGGUCCAGAGAUGUGGGGCAGUGGCAAGAGAUCACACUGGCUCAGCUGGCUAUGAGGCUAUGGAGCGAGAGGAAGCAGCCCUCUUAUCCUCAUGGGAACAGUGGGAACGUGGAGCACUGCAGACACGGGCUAGUCUAGAAACAGCCCUCUCACAGAUAGCCAGCUCUGAACAAGAGUUCAGCAGCCGGUCAACUCAGCUGGAGCAGGACCUGCGGGACUUCAACCGGCAACUACACGACUGGCGUCUGCGGUUGUCUCAAGCAGAGGGAAAAAACGAUGGAGAGGAGGCUGUAAAAGGCUGGCAGAUAGCAAAGGACACUUUGGAGGAACUUUUAAAAGCUGAGCCCAUGUCUGACAGUCUGAAGACUCAACUCAAUGAUCUGUGCCGAUUCUCCAGAGACAUGGGCACACAAUCUGAGAGAGUUUCUGCUCUUAUUAAAGAAUACAACAGUCUUAGUCUGCAAGCGUCCAGGGAGUGCCAAAGCAAAGAUAAACUGCUGGCACAAGGAUUUCGCUCAGCCUUCCGAGAGUUCCAGCAGUGGUUGGUGAAUGCCAAGAUCAACACGGCCAAGUGCUUCGACGUACCUCAAAAUCUCAAUGAGGCCUCAUCGAGCUUGCAAAAGAUUCAGGAGUUUCUAAGUGACAGAGAGCUAGGUCAGUCAAAGCUGAAUGCUGUGGUUGUGAAUGGUGAGCUGGUAUCUAAUGUUGCAGCAAAAGACAAAGUUGAUGCAGUUCGGGUUAAAAUGAACACUGCCAGAGAGGACUGGAAAAAUAUGAUGUCCAGCCUGCACAACAGAGAGACAAGUCUACAAAAUCUUUUAUCCCAGAUGAAAGAUUUCGAGGCAAGUGCUGAGCCUCUCCAGGAGUGCCUGAAUGCCACAGAGCUGGCUGUACAGGAGAGCAGCACAAGGCUUCAUGAUCUCACAGCCAAGAAGCAAGAGCUUCACAAGCUGCAGGAGAAGGCAUCACGGAUUGACCGAAUAGUCACUGAGCACCAGCUUUUCUCCCAAGGGUUGAAGGAACUGCAGAACUGGGUGGCUGACACCAGCCAUAUGCUGCAGACUUACUGCGCCCCCACUGCUGACAAAAAUGUUCUUGAUAGCAGGAUGAUUAAGCUCGAGGCCUUGCUGACUGCUCGUCAGGAAAAGGAGAUCCAGCUGAAGAUGCUGAUCACAAGAGGAGAGUCAGUUCAGAGAAACACCUCAGCUGAGGGAGUGCCUGUGGUCCAAAAACAAAUACAGGACCUAAAAGAUUCCUGGGACGCCCUGCUCUCUGCCUCAAUCCAAUGCAAAAGUCAGCUGGAGGGUUCCCUGUCUCAGUGGACCAGUUACCAGGAGGAUGUACGUCAGUUUGUGGCAUGGGUGGAUCGUGUGGAGGAGAGUCUUGAUCCCACUGAUAAACAGUGCUCAGAGAUGAGAGACAAAACUGCUAAUCUGAGCAAAGCCAAGUUGCUGUAUGAGGAAGUGCUCAGCCACAACACGCUGCUGGACACCAUCACUGCAAAGAGUGGCAGUAUCGCCGAGAACUUUGUCACUCAGCUAGAGCUCCAAGAUCUGCAAGAGCGCUAUAACACUAUCAAAGACAAUGCCAUGAGGGCCGUAGGCAAAGCAGAGGAGCUGGUGAAAGCACACCAGGAGUAUCAGCGGGGCCUCCAUGCAUUUGAGGACUGGCUGGAACAAGAACAAGAGAAGCUUGGCUGCUAUACCCAACUGGAGGGUGAUGUUGAUAUGCUGGAGGAGACUCUGCAAAAGCUACAGGAACUGCAAUUGCACUGCACAGAGGGCCAAGCUUUGCUUAACACCCUGCUGGUCAGUCGAGAACUGGUUAUUCCCUGGGGCCUGCCUCAGAUCGAAGACCGAGCCCUGGAGACCCUGCAGCAAGAGUGGAGGUUGUACCAAGCCCGGCUGGCCGACACCCGGGCUCAGCUCAAUAGUGCUCUUGCCAAACUCCGGCAGAUGGAGCAGAAGUUUCAGCGUCUUGACAGCUGGCUAAAGGGCAUGGAGACCAAAGCACAACUGCGUAGCCACCGGCGGUCUGACCGUGCCACCAAAGAUGCUCAACUACAGCUGAUAAAAACCUGGCAGGAGGAAGUGCUGGUUUAUCAAGAGGAGAUGGAGGGCCUCAGUCUCUUGGCUCAGCAGGUUCUGGAUGAGACCCAUAUCAGCAGCCGGAUCAGUAACAGAGCCACCAAGAUUACAGCCCGCUACCACGUCCUGCUGCUGCAUUUAAUGGAGACAAUCAAACAGCUCCAGGAGGAGGUGUCUUGCAUUGAAGAGGCACAGUGUGUCUUCAGCACUUUUUCUGACUGGCUCAGCACAGCUCAGAAUAACUUCAGCACUGUGGCUAUCAGUGUUGAUGCAGUGGACCGCUUUGCUAUGGAGAGAAAGAUGAAAAAACUAGAGGCUCUUCAGGGAGACAUGGAGCAGGGUCACACUUACCUCAAGACAAUGAGAGAGAAGACGGAGCGAGCCAUGACAUUCUUGGAGGAGCCCGAAGCAGAGCAGCUGAAGGAGGAGGUAGACACCCGCCUCCUCCAACUACAGGAGUUAAUGGACUCUCUGCGCACUGAGCAUAGCUCCCUCGAGAAAUGUAUCUCACUUUCUAAAGACUUCAUGGAUAAAUACAAGGCCCAGGCCCAGUGGGUGAUGGAGACAAAAAACCUUUUAGCAUCCAGUGUAGAGCCUAAAGCUGAACUCUACCAGAAGAAGGCUCAGCUAGCAAAGUACAAGACCAUCCAGCAGACAGUGCAGUCUCAUGAGUCAGCAGUGAAAUCGGUCUAUGAGAAAGGAGAAGCUCUGCUCGAAAUAGUCCACGACGCCACUGUGAGUGACAACAUGAAAAAGAUGCAGGCUGACUACCAAGAUCUCUGCUUAGCAGCUAAGACCCAGGUCCAGAACCUUGUGGAGUGGGUGAAGGAGCACGAGGUUUACAAUAGUGAAUUGCAAGAAGCUGAGAAAUGGCUCUUACAGAUGUCCAGCAGACUGGUCACCUCAGACUCCAUGCAGACCAGCGGUAUGGAGAUGGCCACUCAGCAACUUGCCAGACACAAGGCAAUAAUGGAAGAGAUAGCCAGUUUUGAGGAGCGUCUCACCAGCUUGAAGCAGAAAGGAGAAGAUCUCAUUGCCAGCUGUACUGACCAAGUUCAAGCUAAGAUCAGUCAACAAGUCCAAGCUCACCAACAGGGAACCAGAGACAGCUAUGCUGCCAUUUGCAGCACUGCCCAACGUGUGUACCAGAGUCUGGACCGGGAGCUGCAGAAACACGUUAGCCACCAGGACACUCUCCAGCAGUGCCAAACCUGGCUCACCACAGUGCAGGAGGAGCUUCAGCUCAACGAUCAGGGACCAUCUGGUCUGCAGGAAGCACUGAAGCAGGUGAAGCACUACAGGGCCCUUCAGGAGCAGGCCAGCACUUACCUGGACCUGGUGUGUUCUGUGUGUGACCUGUCUGAUGAUGCCGUGAGAGUGGCAGCUGCUCAGGUCCAACAGGUCAAACUCACGAUAGAGGAAAGGAUGUCCAGUGCACAGGAGCUUUCAGAGGGCUGGAGGGAGAUCAAAGAACAGAAGCAAGAUCUGACCAGCCUGUUCCAGGAUAUGGAGCAGCAGCUCCUCAGCUUCUCCAGACGGCCUGCAGAGUUGGAGACAAAGAUAGCUCAAAAUAUGCUGUCACAAGCCAAGGAAUGCAGCCAGCAACUGCAGUCUAAACAGAGUAUCCUGACCAAGAUGACAGAGACUGUGAGCAGAUUGACUGGUGGCCAGGACUCUCCAGAACAUGCAGAGCUUGACCGUCUGAGCCAUUCCUGGCUUGAGCUCUGUCACCAGGCUAGCAAGCUGCAGAACCAGAGAGAGGAGGACCUGCAGAGGUCUAAAGAAUACCAUGACUGUAUCACCGCUGUGGAGGCUCUGUUUGAACAAGUGUCCAAAGAGUGGGACAAUCUGGCAAGAACGGAUGCUGAAAGUUCAUCUCAGCAUUUGGAGGCAUUACGGAAACUUGCAAUAACUCUGGAAGAACAAAAGGGCACUCUUGAAGUCCUCAAGGAACAGAAACAAAAAGUAAUCCAACAUUUGAACUUGGAUGACAAGGAGCUGGUAAAAGAGCAGAUCAGCCACUUCGAACAGCGAUGGUCUCAGAUGCAGAACCUAAUUGAAAGGAAAAUCCAGGACUCAGUGGUGACCCUGGAAGAUAUGGGCCAAGUAGAGGCCCGUCUGAGAGAGGCUCGCGACUGGGCAGAAGAGCAACAGCCUGCCCUAUCUGAGGCCAUGAAAAUGAGUCCGCCUCCAGAGCUGGCACAGAGCUUCCUGUUUGACCACCUGAGCAUCUGCAGUGAGUUGGAAGCCAAGCAGCUCCUGUUGGCACAGGCCAUGGCUGACGCUGACAGGGUGCUGGCCCGGCUGGGUCUCAGUGAACGUCAACGUCUGCAACAACUUAUUGCAGACACUCAAUCUGAGGUGGAAUCUCUGAGUGUGAAGGUUGUGCAGCGCAGAAAACACCUCAGCAAGGCUUUCACAGAGAGAACACAGUUCCUGAUGGCUGUAAACCAGUCCAUUUCCUGGGUCCAGCAGAAUGAGAAGAAGGCACAGGCAGAGGAGUACAUUGCUUUGUUACCUGAUGACCUGGCCAAGCAGGUCAGAACAUGUAGGAACAUUCAAAGCAGUUUGAAAGCCUAUCAGAGCGAGUUGACCUCCCUGUGGUCUCAGGGGAGAGACCUGAUGAGGGAUGCCAGCGAGGAAGAAAAGAAUGAGAUUCUCACAAAGUUGCAGGAAUUACAAAACAUCUUUGACAAAACAUUACAUAGAUGUGGCCAGAAACUUCAGGAGCUUGAAAAAGUAUUUGUUUCCAGAAAGUAUUUCAAGACUGAUUUAGAGAAAAUUUGCCUGUGGAUAAAACAAGCUGAUAUAGUCACCUUCCCUGAAAUCAAUCUGAUGGUUGGAGAUGCUGAAUUGGAAGCGCAGCUACUUAAAUAUCAACACAUAGUCGAGCAGGCAAUUGAAUAUGAGAAUCUUCUCCUAAUUGUACAAAGAGCUGGCCAAGAAAUUUUGCCCAGUCUGAAUGAAGUAGACCACUGCUAUUUGGAUGAAAAACUCAACACCCUCCCGCAGCAAUAUAAUAGCAUUUUAGCGCUAGCCAAAGAAAAACAGGAGAAAAUUCAGCAGGCCAUUCUCACGAGGAAUGAGUACACCUCUUUCAUAGAUGUCACUCAUAAAGCACUGAAAGAGCUUGAGGAACAGUUCAACAAUCUGGGCACUCAGCCUGUUGGGCUGCAAACAGAAGAGGUUGUCAAUUUGCAGAGUGACUACAAAGCUAUCCAGGCAGACCUGAGCAACCUGGGUCUAGCUGUGAGUGAACUGAACCAGAAGAAAGAGGGAUUUCGUAGCACCGGUCAACCGUGGCGCCCAGAGGAAAUGACCCAGCUUGUGAGCCUGUACAACGGCCUUAAGAGGCUGGUUGAACAGAAGGUCGAGCAUCUGGAUGAAACCUUGGAGUCCUUUGAGGACCACAAGGCAAUGGCUUUGCAGGUUGACUCUGAGCUAAAGGCCACAAAAGAGCAGCUGGUAAAAGUUAAUGCAGAGACGCAGUCAGCUGAGGAGAGGCUGAAGAACUACCAUGCUCUGGCGGGGAGUCUCCAGAGUGCCAACUCUCACUUGUCAAGGCUCAUGGACCAGAUGGAUACCCUUGCACCCCGCGUGGACCAAGCAGCUCAUGAUGCCUCCAAGGAGCAAGUGGUUCUGUGGCAAGAGGAGCUGCGUUCUUUGCAGGCCGCAGUAGGGGAUCUGAUUGAAGAGUGUGAGACCAGGUUUGUCCAAAGUAAAGACUUUGAGACAGAGAUGAAAAGGACACUGGACUGGCUGCAGCAAGUCAGGGAUGAACUGGGCUGUGCUGUGAUUGUUGAUGUGAGGGUGGAGAAGGUGCAGGAGGAGAUCAGAAAGCAGCAAAUCAUGCAGGAGGAAGUACAGUCGAGACUGAGAAUAGUGGCUGCUCUCAGUAGCAGGGAAAAACAGCAGUAUAUCAGCGCAAAUGAGCUUGUCCCAGUCCACGUAGAUACAAGCCUAGAAGAAAUGGCAAAGCUGCAGGCAGAUGUUCAGAAAGCACUGAGCUCCAAACAGAUUACUCUGGAGGACGCUCUGGUGUUGUGCCAGAAGUACCACUUCAGGAUGCAGUCGGCCUGUGAAUGGCUGGAGGAUGCCGUGUCCUUCCUGCAGCAGGCUAGCCUGGGUGUGGAUGUGGAGAACUACGAGGAGUGUCUCCGGCAGCAGGUGGACAUCAUGGCCACAGAGCAGGAGUUCCUCACCCACUUGGAGGAGCUGCAGGCCCUUCUGCCUCAGCUGGAGAACCUGGUUAACCCCACAGCUAAAGAGCAGCUCCGUGUGAGUGUGGAGUCAGCGAAGCAGAGAGGCAUGGAGGUCAGAGAUCAGCUCCAGUGUCACCAGGAUGUCCUUCACAGCUGUGUGGAUCAGUGGAAGACCUACCAGGAGGCAAGGCAGACUGUCAUUGAACUCAUGAAUGAGGCUGAAAAGAAGCUGACUGAAUUUUCCACUGCAAAGGCAGCUACAAGCCAAGAGGCUGAAGAUAAGCUAUGCAGUCAUCGGUCCCUUGUAUCACUGGUGAAUGGCUUCCAAGAGAAGCUGAGUGGUUUAGAGGAGCAAGCUGCCCAGCUGGAGCUGGUAGGGAGUGAUGCCAGCAAGGCCACCAUCAGUCGCUCCAUGACCACUGUGUGGCAGCGUUGGACACGACUCAGAAGCGUGGCACGGGGACAGGAGAGAGUACUUGAGGAUACAGCACAGGAAUGGAGGACUUUUAGAGAGAAGAUGGUGAAGGUGAGAGCAGUCUCUGAUGAGCUCCAAGGUCGUUUCCCUGACAGUGCUGUGGAGAAGGCUUCCAAAGCCACUCUGCAAUCUCUGUUGGACCAGCAUGACUUACUGAGCCAAGACUUGGAGAGAGAGCUCUCCUCCCUCACACUGCUGCGCCAGUAUGCUCUCAGCCUGCUGCACGAUGUGGAAGUGCCUUCACCAACAAAUGAGCAAGAUGAACUGCCCAGCCUGAAGGAGAUCCGAGCUGUACAAGACCAAAUGGAAAGCCUCCUGACACAGUCCAGGACCAAGCGGGCUCAAACAGCUCAGGAACUGAGGGAGAGAGAGGAAGUGGAGAAGGAACUUAGCGUUGUAAAAGCCUGGAUUCAGGAGACCAGGGAGCUUCUUCUUAACCCCACACCAGAUAUUGAUUCUCUGCUGCAGGAGCUUGAGGUUGUACAUGGAGAUGUGAUCACUUAUCGUCAGAAUGUGGAUAAAUUAGCAGAGCAGCAACAAAGCAAGUACCUGGACCUCUACACUAUACUGCCCUCUGAAAUCUCCAUGCAGCUGGCUGAGGUCUCACUUGCAUUGGGUGCCAUUGAGGAUCAGGUUCUUUCGAAAGAGAGAGAAAUUCAGAAAACCAGAGAAAUAAAAGAGGACUUCAGCUCUAGAAUCCAUGACACCUCAGAGAAACUCAAAGCAAUCUCCGCUAAAUUCAAGGAAAAAUCUCCUGAUGUUGAUCAUGCCAAAGAAGAGGUUAAGAGCUUGGCUGAGGACUUGGACUGUUGUGGUCGCACCCUCGCAGAACUGGAUGCUGCUGUGCAAGAUUUUGGCCGCAGAAGCCCCCUGCUGGCCAAACAGCUUGGCGACGCCAUCAGCAAGCUAUCGGAGAUGCAUCAUCACACAACACGGCUAGCAGACUGCAGGAACAACUGGCUCAAGAAGGCUGUCUGCUAUUUAGAUGAGUAUAAUGAGAUGCUUGACUUCAUUGUGAGGUGGUCGGAGAAAGCAAAAAGCCUGUUGAGGGCCAACAUCAUCUGGAACUCCUCCGUUCAUCUGCAGGAGCAGAUACGAAUGUACCAGGCUGUCCUUCGUGAGUCUCGUGAGCUCCAUGGGGACCUGGAAUCAAUGGCAGAGAAAGUGGAGCUUCUGUCUGAGGUCCUGCAGGUCGAGUCUAUGAGCCAACAGGUUUGGGAACUCAGUCGACACACUGAGGAGCUUCAGCAAAGCAUUAAGAUACGUCUGCAGAGCUUGGAGGAUGCAAAUAAGAGUAUGGAAGCCCUGGAGUAUGAAGUUAAGGCCCUACAUGUUGCUCUGGAGCAGGUCCAAGCCACACUGACCUCGCCAGAGCUGGCGCGCCAGAGCCUCAAAGAACAGCUGGCUCAGAGACAACGUCUGUUGGCAGAUAUGGAGAGCUUCAAGCAGCAGGUGCAGGCAGUGCAGCUGUGUCAGAGUGCUCUGCAGGUCCCUGAGGAGGUGAUGCCCAACCUUGCCAUCUGUCGCACAGCGCUGCGUCUGCAGCAAGAGGCCAGUCUGUUGCAGCACGUGGCCAUUCAGCAGUGCAACAUCCUUCAGGAGGCAGUGGUGCAAUACGAGCAAUAUGAACAGGAAGUGAGAGACCUACAGGGGCUGAUUGAGGAAGCACACCGUGUCAUUCAGGACCGACCGAUCCCCUCAAGCAACAUCCAGGAGCUGCAGGCCCAGAUCCUUCACCAUGAAGAACUGGCCCAGAAGAUCAAAGGUUACCAAGAGCAGAUCGCCUCACUAAACUCAAAGUGCAAAAUGCUGGCAGUGAAGGCCAAACAUGCCACUAUGCUGCUGACAGUGAGUGAUGUGGAAGGGCUGCCUGAGGGGCUGCAGGAGAUGGAAGAUGAGAAAUCCAAGAAGUCUUCAGCACAAACUGUCAUGAUGACGGCUGGCCGCUGUCACACCCUCCUGUCUCCUGUAACUGAGGAGUCUGGGGAGGAGGGCACUAACAGUGAGGUCUCUUCCCCUCCUGUCUGUCGCUCUCCUUCUCCCAUCACUCACACUGAAGCCACUAUAACCAAGUUGGGAAGAGGAACACUCACAAGAGCUCCAAUCCAAGAAUUGUAUGAUCCGACAUUUGAGUCUGUGGCCAACUUAGAUGACUUGCAGCGCUCAUGGGAGACACUUAAAAAUGUGAUCAGCGAGAAGCAGAGGUCUCUGUAUGAAGCUCUGGAAAAGCAGCAGCAUUACCAGAGUUCACUCCAGUCAAUCUCUUCUAAAAUGGAGGCUCUGGAGGCCAAACUGAGUGAACCUCUGGAGGCAGACAAAAGCCCUGAUAGUCACAUUAAGGCACAUGAGGGUCUGAUAGAAGAGAUUCAGAGUGUGCAGGAGGAAAUAAACAGGCUGCAGACAAGCUUCACAGAGGAUCUGGCCUCGAAUGCUGUGGACUCAGACAUGGCUGACCAGCUGGCCAUGCAGUCCUCCCUCGCAGUGUUAGCUGAAAGGAUGGCCACCAUCCGCAUGAAGGCCACAGGGAAACAGCAGCUGUUGGAGGAGCGUGUUAGUGACCGCUUGGAGGGUCAACGUCAGGAACAGGCCAUACAGCUCUAUGUCACCCAGGCAGAUGACCUGGACCAGUGGUUGAUCAGAAUGCGCAGUGCUGUAACCUUCAUCCUUGAACCUAAACCUGUAGAGGAGACAGAGAUGGAGGAUCAGCUUGCUGAAUGUCAGAACAUGUUGCUGGAUAUUGAAGAGAAGGUGCUGGCCCUGUCAGAGCUGUCCAUGCACAGUGAGAACCUGCUGCUGGAGGGCCGGACGGAGACGAGAGAGGAAGCCGAGCAGUUGGCCAGGAAGUUACGCACACUGAAGGGCGGCCUGUUGGAGCUGCAGAGGAUGCUACAAGACAAACAGAUUAACAUCCAGGGCUCUCUGCAGGAGCAAGAGGACAGUGAAUCAGACUCCAGCCUCUCUCAGAGUCCCAGUGUGCAGGACUGGCUGGCCCAGGCCCGGACCACACGUUCCCAACAACACCAGGACAGUCUGCAGAGACAGAGGGAGCUGGAGGAGCAGCUUGCAGAACAGAAAAAGUUGCUCCAAUCAGUUGCUAGCAGAGGAGAGGAGAUCCUCAUCCAGCAGGCCUCACCCAGCAGUGCCAACACAACAGAGCCAUUUUCACCAGCAGCUUUGGUUGAGAGGGAAUCUCAGGCUGCUCGAGAGCAGAUGAGGCAGAGAUGGGAGAGCCUGAGACUAGAACUUAAAACAAAACUGCAGCUCCUGCAGAAAACCCUGGAGCAGGACCACAAACAGCCGGUAUAUUCCAGAGCUUCUCGUGUAACCACAGCUGGAUCACUGUUUAAAGGAGAGACACAGGCUGACAAAUCCUCCCUGAAGACCCUGUAUGAUAGCUUCAGACAAAUAAUAGAGGACAUGACCACUCAGUCCGGUGGUGGUGAGACACAGGUGCCGCAGAUGGAACAGCAGCUCUACGCAGCUGUGUCAUCCACCUCCUCCUGGCUGGAUGGUGUGGAGAACAACGUCUUCUCUGGCUCAGUGUUGCUGGCUGAAAACGCCGAGACCCAGCUACAAAAGCAAGAGACCUUAGAAAACGAUGUGAGGCAUGUCACAGAGGACGUGAAGCUCAGCCAGGCUCUUCUAGCUGGAUCUUCAGGGUUGAGACAAGAGGACCGAGCGCUGCUAGAGGACAACCUGGACUGCCUGAAAGAGAGAUUAGGAGCUCUGGGUUGUGCCCUGGGCCAACGCUGUGACCGCAUGCGGACCAGAGCACAUGAGCUCACAGCCUACCAGACUGAGUUGCAACUUCUCCAAACUGCUUUAAUUGAGACAAAGUGCCAGAUCCUACAGGCCUUAGCUGGAGCCAUGGAUAGACCAGCCUCAAAACAACUGGAGGUUAUUGCCAGUGCAGAGGAGAGCCUAAAAGACUUUGAACAAAGGAUUACGGAGCUCAAAACCAGAGGAGCAGCACUACAGGCGGAUCAGAUAUCCACAAACAAAAUAUUAAAGCUCCAGGAUUCCUACGAGGAGCUGGUGAUGACGGUGGGUUCCCGGCGCAGUGGGCUGAACCAGAACAUGGCUCUGAAGGAGCAGUACGAGCGUGCUCUGCAGGACCUGACUGAUCUGGUGGACACAGCUAAAGACAAGAUGGCUGCCGAUCAGAGGAUCAUUGCCAGCUCUGUGGAGGAAGUCCAGAAUCACCUCGACAAACAUAAGGAGUUCUUCCAGGGUCUGGAGUCCCAUAUGAUUCUAACAGAAACAUACUUCAGAAAAAUCAGUGGUCUGAUGCUUCCCAAAGAGAGUCAGGCCCUGGAGGAGACACUGGCUGAGGCUCAGAGUGUCCUCAAAGAGGCACACAGUAAAGGAGUUGAGCUCGAGUGUAUCCUGGAGACUUGGUGCCGCUUGGUGCAGGAUUAUCAGAGUCUGAAUCGCCAACUGGAGGCAGUUGAAGGAAGUAUCCCUACUGUUGGCCUGGUGGAAGAGACUGAAGAAAGGCUCAUGGACAGAAUCUCAUUGUAUCAGGGUCUAAAGGGGAGACUGACAGAGCAUCAGCACAAGUUAUACCAGGUACUGGAUGAGGGCAAACAUCUCUUGCUGUCAGUGUGCUGUCCUGCACUGGAGAAUCAACUCACGCUGCUGGGGGAACACUGGCUCAACAACACCAGCAAGGUCAACAAGGAAUUACAGCGCCUGGAGGCCAUCUUAAAACAUUGGACCAGGUAUCAGAGGGAGUGUGCAGAGCUUAGCCAAUGGCUGCAGUCUGCUCUGGAGCGUCUGGAGUUUUGGAAUACACAGGCAGUGUUAGUCCCACAGGAGCUGGAAACUGUCAGAGACCAUCUCUCUGCUUUUCUUGAGUUUUCAAAGGAAGUUGAAGGCAAGUCCAGCCUGAAGAACUCAGUGGUAACCGAGGGCAACCAGUUGCUGCGUCUGAAGAAAGUGGACACGGUGGUGCUGCGGUCUGAACUGGCACGCAUUGACACUCAGUGGACUGAGCUGCUCACACGCAUCCCAGUGGUCCAAGAGAAGCUGCAUCAGAUCCAAAUGGAGAAGUUGGCCUCCCGUCAUGCCAUUUCUGAGCUGUUCAACUGGAUAUCAUUGAUGGAGAAUGUCAUUGAGGAGGAUGAAGAAAACCUCAAGAGUGCAGUGGGGUCAAAUGUGAUUCAGGACUACUUGCAAAAAUACAAGGGCUUCAGAGUAGAUUUAAGCUGUAAGCAGCUGACUGUGGACUUUGUCAACCAGUCAGUGCUGCAGAUCAGUGGUCAGGAUGUGGAGAGUAAGCGCAGCGAUAAGACAGACUUUGCUGAGCGACUGGGAGCCAUGAACCGACGUUGGCAGAUCCUACAAGGCCGCAUCAAUGAGAGGAUCCAGUUCUUGGAGAGCCUUUUGGAGAUGUGGUUGGAGUAUGAGAGCAGUGUUCAGGCCCUGAAAUCCUGGAUGACUGCACAAGAAGAAAGGCUGAAGAGGAAACACCGGAUAGAGGAUUUGACAUCUGUGCAGAAUGCUCUCAAAGACUGCCAUGAAAUGGAAGAGCUGGUGAAAGAAAAAGAGAAAGAACUAGAGAGGGUGGAGGAGCAGGGCUGUGCCCUUGUCCAGAACAAGACCGAUGAGGCCUGUGCUAUUGUCAUGGAGACGCUCCAGGGUGUCAAUCACACCUGGGCUAACCUGGACCACUUGAUCGGUCAACUUAACAUCAGCCUGAAGUCAGUGCUGGAUCAGUGGAGUCUAUACAAGCGGGCUUCCGAAGAGAUCAAUGGCUACCUGAUGGAGGGAAGGUACUCUGUGUCUCGUUUCCGCCUCCUUACGGGUUCCCUGGAGGCUGUUCAGCUGCAGGUGCAAAGUCUGCAGGAUUUGCAAGAGGAACUGGAGAAACAGGAGAGCAGUCUGAGAAAGUUUGGUGCUGUGACCCACCAACUGCUGAGGGAGUGUCACCCUUCAGUUUCAGAUUCUCUCAAUAACGCCCUUAAGGAUGUCAAUGCAAGAUGGACUGGCCUACUGGAGGAGAUUGUGGAGCGUCUAAAAAGCAGUAAAGCACUGCUUCAGCUAUGGCAGCGCUACAAGGAGCUUUAUGAGCAGAGCUGCUGCAGCAUCCAGCUGCAGGAGGAAAAGGCAGACCAGCUCCUCAAGCUCGCCUGCAGCAAGGACAUCGCUGAUGAGGAAGUGUCCGACUGGAUCCAAGAAUGCAGCGAGGUGCUUCGGUCCCAAGCUCCAGUGCACGCCUCCCUGCAGGUUCUCCGAGAACUGGGCGAUCAGCUAAAACAGCAGGUGGACACAUCAGCUGCAUCUGCCAUCCAAUCAGAUCACCUCUCUCUCACCCAGCGGCUGUCUGCUGUGGAACAGGCGCUUACUAGACAGCUCACCACUCUGCAGACUGGAGUUCAAGACUAUGAGACAUUUAACGAUCAGCUGGAUUCACUGGGGAGCUGGUUAGUUGAAGCUGAAGAGGCUCUGAAGGUGCAAGAUCCCAACGGCUGCACCGACCUGACAAUCAUCCAAGACCGCAUGGAGGAACUCAAGAGGCUCAUGCUGAAAUUCAGCAGUAUGGCUCCUGAACUGGAGCGUCUUAAUGAGCUUGGUUACCGCCUCCCUCUCAACGAUUCAGAGAUCAAGCGCAUGCAGAAUCUCAACAGGAGCUGGUCAGCAGCCUCAGCACAGACCACAGAAAGAUUCAGCAAACUGCAGUCGUUCCUGCUGCAGCAGCAAACCUUCCUGGAGAAGUGUGAAACAUGGAUGGAGUUCUUGGUCCAAACGGAAGAGAAUCUGGCAGUGGAAAUUUCUGGUAACUACCAGAGUUUGAUGGAGCAGCAAAAAGCUCAUGAGUUAUUCCAAGCCGAGAUGUUCAGUCGGCAGCAGAUCCUCCACUCUAUCAUCAGUGAUGGACAGCGGAUGUUAGAGCAGGGUCAGGUGGAUGACAGAGAUGAAUUCAACCUGAAGUUGGCUCUCCUGAGUAACCAGUGGCAGGGCGUAGUGCGGCGUGCUCAACAGAGGCGGGGCAUUAUUGACGGUCUGAUUCGCCAGUGGCAACGCUACAGAGAAAUGGUGGAGAAGCUGCGCAGAUGGCUGGUGGAAGUCUCCCACCCUGCAGAAGCCCUUCAGGCAGGAACUACAAUGCCUCUCCAACAAGCCCGCUCCAUGUUGGAUGCUGUCCAGCUGAAGGAAAAGGUGCUGCAGCGUCAGCAGGGCAGCUACAUCCUGACAGUAGAGGCCGGCAGACAACUCCUCCUGUCGGCUGAUAGCCGCGCGGAGGUGGCCCUGCAGGCAGAGCUUACUGAGAUCCAGGAGCGAUGGAAACAUGCCAGCAUCUGCCUGGACGAACAGAAGAAAGAGCUUGCCACCUUGUUAAAGGACUGGGAGAGGUGUGAGAGAGGUAUUGGUGGAUCUCUGGAAAAACUUCGAGCCUUCAAACGGCAGCUCUCUCAGUCUCUUCCUGAUCACCACGAGGAUCUGCAAGCUGAGCAGAUGCGCUGCAAGGACCUGGAGAACACAUUUGAUGGUUGGACUGGGGAUCUGGCCCAUCUGACUGUGCUGCGAGAGUCCCUGUCUUGCUACAUCAGUCCUGAGGACCUGUCUGUCCUACAGGAGCGAAUUGAGCUGCUGCAUCGACAAUGGGAUGAAAUCUGCCACCAGCUGUCACUGCGCAGGCAGCAGGUGAGUGAGAAGCUGAAUGAGUGGACCGUAUUCAACGAAAAGUACAAGGAGCUCUGCGAGUGGCUCACCAACAUGGAGAGCAAGGUCUCCCAAAACGGAGACAUCAGCAUUGAGGAGAUGAUCGAGAAGCUCCGCAAGGACUACCAGGAGGAAAUCACUGUGGCUGAGGAGAACAAGCUGCAGCUGCACCAGCUGGGAGAGCGCCUGGCCAGAGCCAGUCACAAGAGCAAAGCAGCUGAAAUCGAACAAAAACUCAACAAAGUCAGCGACCGCUGGCAGCACCUCCUUGAUCUCAUUGGAGCCAGAGUGAAGAAGCUGAGAGAAACUCUGGUGGCCGUGCAGCAGCUGGAUAAGAAUAUGAACAGCCUUCGCUCCUGGCUGGCCCACAUCGAGACCGAGCUGUCCAAACCCAUCGCCUACGACUCCUGUGACUCCCAGGAGAUUCAGAGGAAGCUCGAUCUGCAGCAGGAGCUUCAGCGUGACAUAGAGAAGCACAGUACAGGAGUGGCGUCUGUGCUGAAUCUGUGUGAGGUGCUGCUGCACGACUGUGACGCCUGUGCUACCGAUGCAGAGUGCGACUCCAUCCAGCAGGCAACUCGUAGCCUUGAUCGCCGCUGGAGGAGCAUCUGUGCCUUGUCAAUGGAGAGGAGACUUAAGAUUGAGGAGACGUGGCGUUUAUGGCAGAAAUUCCUAGAUGACUUUGCACGUUUUGAGGAGUGGCUGGCCACUUCAGAAAAGACUGCUGCUCUGCCCAACUCCUCUGGUGUCCUGUACACUGUAGCCAAGGAGGAACUUAAGAAAUUUGAGGCCUUCCAGAGGCAAGUCCAUGAAAGCCUAACCCAGCUGGAAUUAAUCAACAAGCAAUACCGCCGCCUGGCCAGAGAAAACCGCACAGACUCUUCCUGUCAACUGAGGGAGAUGGCUCACGAUGCCAAUCAGCGAUGGGACAACCUGCAGAAGAGGGUGGCAUCAAUCCUCCGCAGGCUUAAGCACUUUAUUAGUCAGAGAGAGGAGUUUGAGACAGCCAGAGACGGCAUCUUGGUGUGGUUGACGGAGAUGGACCUUCAGCUGACCAACAUCGAGCACUUCUCUGAGUGUGACAUUCAAGCCAAGAUCAAACAACUCAGGUCGUUCCAACAGGAGAUCUCUCUCACUACAGCCAAGAUUGAGCACAUCUUCCACCAGGGAGAGGCGCUGAUAGAGAAGAGCGAGCCUCUAGAUGCUGCUGUCAUUGAGGAGGAGCUGGAAGAGCUGCAGCGCUACUGUCAGGAAGUGUUUGGCCGAGUGGAGCGCUACUACAAAAAGCUUAUCCGGCUUCCGCUUGCAGACGACGAUACCGAAGUGUCAUUCUCGGACCGUGAGCUGGAGCUGGACGAGCCUGGUGAUUUGUCCAGCCUACCAUGGAACGAGCGUUUGGGCGAUGGCUUCCUGUCACCGCUGCCUUCCUCCGGACGCUCAGCCUCACUGGCAGCCCAGCUUCGGACCGAGCGCUCAGGCAGGGACACCCCAGCUAGUGUGGACUCCAUUCCUCUGGAGUGGGACCACGACUACGACCUGAGCCGCGGGCUGGAGAGCGCCAGCAGAGCCCUGAGAGAGCAGCAGAGUGAGGAGGGAGACUUCCUCCCGCGGCCUGCCUCAGCCUUGUCAGAUGUAGUGAUCCCAGAGAGCCCUGAGGCCUAUGUUAAACUUACAGAACAAACACUGAGGUCCUCCACUGGAGAGGUUGCCUCUACAGACUCACAUGUUCACCCUCUGGACACCACCCGUUUCCAUCUGCAACAAAUGGACAGCAGUCGCAGCCGCACACCCACAAGCACAGAACUGGAUGCCUCGUACAUGGGAUAUAUGCGGCUACUGGGUGAGUGUCGUGGCAGUAUUGACACAGUGAAGAGGAUGGGUGUUGAGCUGAAAGAGGAGGAAGACACGGUGUCUGGACUGGCAGAUCCCAGUAGCUCAGAGUCCCAGACAUCAGGAGUGAUCGAGCGCUGGGAGCUCCUGCAGGCUCAGGACCUCAGCAAAGACAUGCGCACAAAGCAAAACCAGCAGCAGUGGCAGCAGCUGAACUCUGACCUGAACAAUGUUUGGACUUGGCUGGGAGAGACGGAGGAAGAGCUGGAGCAGCAGCAGAGGCUGGACCUCAGCACGGACAUCCAAACGAUCGAGCAGCGCAUUAAAAAGCUGAAGGAGCUGCAGAAGGCAUAUGACAAGCGCAAAGCUAUUGUGCUGUCCAUCAACCUGUGCAGCGCUGAGUUCGUGCAGUUGGAUACAGAGGAGUCCCGAGAGCUACAGGCCAAACUGAAAGACAUGAACAACCACUGGGACAAACUGGGCAGCUCACUGGAGGAAUGGAGGUCCUCAUUACAGGAAGCUCUCAUGCAAUGUCAGGACUUCCAUGAGAUGAGCCAUGGUCUGCUGCUCUGGUUGGAAAACAUCGACCGUAGGAGGAAUGAGGUUGUUCCCAUUGACCCCAUUCAGGACAGUGACACUCUCCAUGAGCAUCAUAAAACACUUACGCAAAUCCGCCAGGAGCUGCUGGACUCCCAGCUCAAAGUUGCCUCGCUUCAAGACAUGUCCCUGCAGUUGCUGGUCAACUCUCAGGGCAGCGACUGCCUGGAGGCCAAAGAGAAGGUUCAUGUUAUUGGGAACCGCCUCAAACUGCUGCUAAAGGAAGUAACCCGAGACCUCAGAGAGCUGGCCAAGAUUCUGGACAUCACAAGCAGUCAACAGGAUCUGUCAUCUUGGUCAUCUGCUGAUGAGCUGGACACGUCGGGUUCCCUCAGUCCUGUAUCAGGAAGGAGUACACCAAGUCGGCGACGAUCGCAACGGGGCAAAUGUAGUCUGUCACAGCCUGGACCCUCUGUGAGCAGUCCACACCACAGGUCUCGCAGCGACGCUGGAUCCGUUUCCUUCCCUUCUGAUUCGGAGACAUCGGCGGGUCGUAGGUCGUCGUUCCUGUGCCGCGUCCUCUGGGUCGCACUGCCUCUUCAGUUCCUUCUGCUCCUGUUAGUGGUCUUUGCCUUCCUGCUGCCAAUGUCUGAGGAGGACUACUGUUCGCAGUCCAACAACUUCGCUCAUUCCUUCUACCCGAUGCUUAGCUACACUAACGGGCCACCUCCAGUGUAGGCUGGCUGUAAGAGCCAGUCAUUUCAGUAUUCCUACAUCAGUAUGACUUCAAUUCGAUUCUUCCUGACAAAAACUGAUCUUUGUCAUCCAUCUGUACUGCAGAAAAACAGCUGCCAUCUACCGUUAAUAUCUUUCUGUGUAGCACAUAGGAUCAAGCAUCUCAGUAUGUAACUCUGUGUAAUGCCGUGUCGAUUAAGGAGCAUCUUUGGUGUAACCAAACUGAAGAAACUGUUUUUGCCCACAGUGGACAUGCUGGAUGAAUGAACUGAAGAUCACCUCAGUGGCAUAUACAUGUUGUAUUUCUAUGAAGAGAUCUGUCAGUGGAUAGCACCAAAGUUAAAUGCUGAAAUUUAGCCUGUGAAUUUGCUUGUAACUCAAAAAUUUGUAAAAGAAACAAACAAAAAUUAACAUUUAAUAUGUCUGACAUUGCAAUUAUUUUUUUACCUGUAUUUUGGCAUGCAGUUUGCUUUUAUUUACUUACAUCCUUCAUUGUGUCUGUGUCCAUUUUUAACCUGAAUUACAUGGAUUCAAGUAAGAUUAAUUUAAGCCAAGUUGCGUGUUUUAAUAUCAAAGCCAGACACAAUUCAAGAGUUUAACCUUUAACAUCAGUCAUCCAUGGUCUUUAUACAUUUUGCUGUUUUAUUUUUUAAACAAAAUCUUAAAUACAACUUUAUGAUUGAGAAUUAUGACAUAUAGAACUAUUGUAUAUUUUGUAUGACUGUCAAUUCAGUAUCAAAUGUAUGUAAUAGUCUAAGAUUAUGUAAAAUGUGUACAUAAUGGUAAAAAAAAUCAAUAUGAAAAUGUAUGUAUAUGCGACCAUCAAAAACAAUGAAUGCCAAAUCCUCA
This is a messenger RNA of Morone saxatilis (striped sea-bass), 27068 nucleotides long. It is a transcript of the gene syne1b, whose product is annotated as spectrin repeat containing, nuclear envelope 1b. The coding region runs from base 45 to 26222 and encodes 8725 amino acids. Gene Ontology annotation, cellular component: membrane. The record is from RefSeq and is a predicted model, not a curated record. The transcript is spliced from 143 exons. NCBI's taxonomy places the organism in Eukaryota, Metazoa, Chordata, Actinopteri, Moronidae. Gene Ontology annotation, molecular function: protein binding.